AUGAAUAUUACACCAUGUUCCAUUAAAACACUCAAGGGGUUAUAUGAUAUAUCGGGUGUAGAAGUAGGCCAACACUUCUAUUGGCAAAUAGGAGGUUUUCAAAUUCAUGCCCAAGUACUCAUCACUUCUUGGGUCGUAAUUACUAUUUUGCUAGGUUCAGUUAUCAUAGCUGUUCGGAAUCCACAAACCAUCCCGACCGACGGUCAGAAUUUUUUCGAAUAUGUCCUUGAGUUUAUUCGAGACUUGAGCAAAACUCAGAUUGGAGAAGAAUAUGGUCCCUGGGUUCCCUUUAUUGGAACUAUGUUCCUUUUUAUUUUUGUUUCGAAUUGGUCAGGUGCUCUUUUACCUUGGAAAAUUAUAGAGUUACCUCACGGGGAAUUAGCAGCGCCCACGAAUGAUAUAAAUACUACUGUUGCUUUAGCUUUACUAACAUCAGCGGCAUAUUUUUAUGCGGGUCUUAGCAAAAAAGGAUUGAGUUAUUUCGAGAAAUAUAUUAAACCAACCCCAAUCCUUUUACCCAUUAACAUCCUAGAAGAUUUCACAAAACCAUUAUCGCUUAGUUUUCGACUUUUCGGAAAUAUAUUGGCAGAUGAAUUAGUCGUUGUUGUUCUUGUUUCUUUAGUCCCCUUAGUAGUCCCUAUACCGGUCAUGUUUCUUGGAUUAUUUACAAGCGGUAUUCAAGCUCUUAUUUUUGCAACGUUAGCCGCAGCCUAUAUAGGUGAAUCCAUGGAAGGCCAUCAUUGA
Molecule: messenger RNA, 744 nt
Organism: Panicum virgatum (switchgrass)
Lineage: Eukaryota; Viridiplantae; Streptophyta; Magnoliopsida; Poales; Poaceae
Source: the annotation of a RefSeq genome assembly